This is a messenger RNA of Mizuhopecten yessoensis (Yesso scallop), 948 nucleotides long. RefSeq lists its product as uncharacterized. Lineage: Eukaryota; Metazoa; Mollusca; Bivalvia; Pectinida; Pectinidae. The transcript is spliced from 3 exons. The record is from RefSeq and is a predicted model, not a curated record. The annotation marks the transcript as partial.
CGUCCCGGGACCAUACCAUCAGGAUGUGGAGUAUUCGUCAGGGACUUCAGGUGACGUUGCUGUCGAUGCACAUUCCAGUAAUGAACUUUAUGAUGACGGCAGAUGCCAAGCGGAUCAUUGUACAUCUGGAGAAUGACCACCACGUACCUCUUCUGUGUCUCCACAACAGUCCUGUCGAUCCGGAGCCGAACGGCGAGUGGGCACCAUCCGUCGCAGAUGCACUAGCGAUUUUGCCUUUAGUUCCAAAGCACACAUUUCCACAUCGAAAUUCUGGGAUUUUCCCCGUGCAAAAGUUACCAGUGAAGAGGAAGCGAAGUUCGGUAUCAAGCUUACCGCAAAUGAUCAAGUUAUCUCCUAUCAAAGCACCUCCAAAGUCAACACCAAAAUCGUCCAGGACCAGAUUCAGAAUUCCAAAGAUCCACAGACGGGAACAAAAUCCGGACUCCAAAAUGUCCAAACUGUGUGUCAUUGUGUGACGCAUAUAAGUAACUUCUACGAUAUAAUCGCAUAUAAAAGCACCUAGCUUGUCAAUACUGUGUCAAAACGUUGGUGUAAGCUGACGUCUCGUUAUCCACCUUCGAAACCGGGUAUCGGUAUAUGUGGUUAAAACUGAUAUCUCGUCAUCCACCUAGUACUCAAUUAUGUGCGUAAACUGAGAUUCCAUCUCCUACCAUGACAACUCUGUAUCGAAAUCCGCAGUUAAAGUUGAUUUUAUUUCACUUUAAUAACGUUAGUAAUUCACCAGGUUCCCUUAAAAUAUAGUGUUCCUGCAAGAGACACUCAGCGAUAAGCAUUAAUUCAAUCAUUCUCCGUAUUUCAGUUGUCGCACCAAGCAGCUUUCGGUGCUUCUAUGUACAUAACAUAUAUAAAACUGUUUAUUAACACAAAUGAUACUGUACUUCAAGAUUGAUAAUACUGUACAUACCAAUAAAUAAAACUGUACAUACA